Molecule: messenger RNA, 1605 nt
Organism: Vigna radiata var. radiata (mung bean)
Lineage: Eukaryota; Viridiplantae; Streptophyta; Magnoliopsida; Fabales; Fabaceae
Exons: 8
Coding region: 436-1446 (336 amino acids)
Cellular component (GO): membrane
Source: RefSeq, a predicted model, not a curated record
CGCUUCUUCUUCUCUGUACAAAAUCCAAAUACAGAACGGGCUUAUCGGUCUAAUUGGUACCGUAGACACCACCAAUAGUAAAAGGAGUUCAAAAAUACAAUACAUAAUAGCCCAAAAUCACUUCCCCGGCCACGUGCUUAAGCCCAAGUUUAUGACAUGUUUUACAGUUUCAAGACUCUUUUUCCCAUCGAUACGCGCGUCCAAACGUUGUCUCAUCCUGUGUCUGAACGCGUAACGUAACCCUUUGUCAAAGUUCUGUCCCAAAGAUCCCAAACCUGACAUUCAAAGUUUAGCUACCAGUCCCAUAUGAAAAUUCAGAGCCCACACCGAAGAGCAAUGUGUACUUGUUGCUUAAUGUGGCAAGUUACAAAGCCAUAGAAGAGGUUCAUGAUUAGUGGUUAAUUAACCAACUAACUGGAAACAACAACAAUCACCAUGGCAUUGGAGACAGCGUGGUAUGGUUUCGUGUGUUUUGGAAUAGUUGGGGUGGCCUUUUUAGGAGCGUUAUUGGUGCUGGGAAUGAACGAGAGAGUUUCCCGAAGGGACUUUGAGACCACCUAUGAGAGCCUUUUGUUGUCUCGACCUGACGAUGAAGUGAUCGUGGAUGUUCUGCCCAGUUAUCACGUCAGCACCUCACAGCUAUGGACAAGUUGCUGGCAAGGAUUGCACCCCUUUUGCCUCCUUUGUACCCGUUUCCUUUCCUUUGUCAUCAUGCUUCUUUUCUUGCUCUGGGAUGUUCUACUAUACGAUGCCAGAAUCUUUGUUUACUACACUGAGUGGACUUUUGCGUUGGUUAUUGUAUAUUUUGCGUUGGGAACCACAAUAUCUGUAUAUGGAUGCUGGAAGCUCCUUAAUAAACCUCUCAUUCACAAUGGUAAAAAGGAUGAGUUUCUGAGCAGGGAUGUGGAAGAGAUAAACACCUACCAAGAGAAAGAAGCAAAGGAUUCCAUCAAGUUGGAAAGGCGAUAUGUUGAAGAGGAAUUUGAACAAAGAGCAGGGUUUUGGGGUUACCUCAUGCAAACUACGUAUCAGACAUGUGCAGGGGCUGCCAUCUUAACAGACAUUCUAUUUUGGAGUGUUAUAGUUCCCUUCUUACAAAUUUCUCAUUUAAGACUAAGCCCGUUGAUGGGAUGCAUGCAUGCAUUGAAUGCAUUUUUCCUCCUUCUGGAUACAGCUCUUAAUAAUCUCCAAUUCCCUUGGUUUAGACUCUCCUAUUUCGUUCUCUGGAGCUGUGGUUACGUCAUUUUUCAAUGGGUCAUCCACGCAUUUGGUUUCAAAUGGUGGCCAUAUCCCUUUCUCGAGCUUAACAACGAAUGGGCUCCUAUCUGGUAUUUGUGCCUGGCAGUAAUUCAUGUCCCUUGCUAUGGCGUGUAUUACCUGAUAGUGCGAGGGAAAAAUACCAUUCUUCCCAGAUUGUUCCCUCGAGCAUUUUUAAGGUCACACUAGUUCGCUUGUCUAUGGAAGUUCUGUAAAAACUAGGAAGGACAUGUUUGUUUGAAUAAAAAAAAAGAAGCUAAAUGGAAGUUGCAACUGUAAUUGUAAGUAACUUCUUAUUUAUAUUUUGAUGGGAAUAAAAGUUACUAGAUGUUAAUAUAGUUUUUCUCA